AUGCAACAACGCCUCUUGUUUCUUCUGGGUGAGUGUUGCCCUCUGCACAGCCAACCCCAAUUCCUGGAUGCAACUCUGAAUUACCUUGUGAACAGCUGGUCCUGCGAAGGAGCAGGGGGCUAAGAGUUUCCACCAGCGACAUCAGAAUUGUGGGGUAUGUUUAUUGGGGACUAGGAUGUCUGAGCAGGGAAUGAGUUCUACUUGAGAAGCAUUGAAAAGAAGCCUACUCAGGUCAGUGCAAUAGUGUCUGCAACACUGCAGCAUAAAUGGCAUCUUUGCUUUCACAAAGCAGCUCUACUUGCCUCCCCCACCAUCACCUACUUGCACAUUGGGAAAUCUUUUCUCCAUCUAAAAUACAUGUUGUACAUUCAUUUACUCUGCAAUAGCCCAAUCUGUAUUGGUUUCUGAAGCAAGGGACUGUUAGUAAACUGACUGUACUAGUUUACUUUUUUAAAAAGCCUGAAGAACGAUGACUCUCAUAAUGGAUCUGGUUGCACUUACAUAGAAAAGCUGCAACUCAAGCCUGUUCUGAAACUUUUAUUGUCCCCAUUUACUGUGAGUGGAGGGAUGGAAGAGAAGCAGUGUACUGGUAUGUUGUGUCCAUUUACUAAAAUCAAGGUAUUACCCUCAAAGUUUGAAAUCUGCAGAACACAUUUUUUCAAAAGACACGACAGGGACAUGUUCCAGAAAGCAGAAAGGUAGAUUGACCAUAUUUAGAAUAGAUGUUGUUAAUGGCAUUUUAUAUUUUGUCAAUUCUGUCCUCCCAUAGGUCUCCCAGGGCAAAGUGGUAGGCUUGGGGCAGAUCUGGCUCACCUAGUGGAAGACCAACACAUUUGUCCCUUCCCUCAGUCCCCUUCCAUGCUGUAACUUCUGGUGGGGGUGUAAUAACAUAAGUACUGAGCACCUCAUCACUGCUGAAUUUCUAAUUUAGGUCAUUGUUUUGGGCAAGGGGAAUACCAAAAUGGAAAAAAGGGGCUGCUAUAGCUCAGUCAGUUGAGCAUGAGACUCAUAAUCUCAUGGCAGUGGCCUCAAGUCCCACAUUGGGCAAAAGAUUCCUGCAUUGCAAGGAGUUGGAAUGGAUGGCCUUCAUGAUCCCUCCUACAGGCAGGCAGUUCAGACCUCUGGCAAGAGGGGUCUGUCUUUAUUCUGGCAUGUGGCCCCUAACAGAUUAUCCCACCCCUUGACAGAAGAAAGACUCCCCACCACUGAUCCAUAACUGUGCUCUGAACAUGUGAAUAACAUCCAAAAUCCUUCCCUAUAGGCUUUGUAAGUUAAGAGUACAAAAGGCUGAUAAAAGAGUAGUAGGAGUUAAAGAAGCUGGUGUAAUGCUCUAGGUAUUUUAAAGAGUAUUGGUGAACAGCUGCUUGUGAUUGACAGGAGCAUUCCAAGGCGGUUGGAGUCUGUUGGAAUCAGAGUCCAUUGGAGAAGGCCAUUGGGCUACCAUAUUUAUUUGCCACCAGUAGCUGCCUCUACCCGCUCCCUCUGGAGGAAGGAAGGAGCCUGGGACCGGGACCCAUAAACACCUCAGCACAUCCCUAAUAUUGAGAGCCAAUCUUGUCUUUUUUAAAAAACAGGAGUUAAAUAAAGUGUGGAAUAGUAUCAGUAGUGGUUAGGAGACUCAGGAAAGAAACGUUAGUGAGGUUAGGGUGAGGACAGGGAUGGAAGAUGCAGAAAUAGACUUUUCAGUUGUGGAUAGGCUCAGACUUUGCUCUUAUUUUAUAGGAAGAAGUCCCAGGUGGUACUGGUUAAUACACACCUUUUUAUUUGUUUAACCCUCCAAAUAUUAUUUUCUGGCUCUGGCUCUCCCAUGGGCAUGGAAAUGUCUACCUAGAUCCAUCUCUGCCAGGGCUUGGCAGCCUGUUGUGAUCUUGAGAACACAGCCCAGAAUGUUUACACCGGUAGAACUAACCUUCCACUUGAGCUUAAUCUCAUUUGAAACCUCUUGCCUUGUUUUUGCAGUUGCCUUCCUGAGACUUCAUGCCACAGGUAAAACGGAAAGGAAUCUCUGUCUCUUUCCCCUUUGCUUCCUUCAGUGACCUCCAGGUUGGGAAGAUAGGAAGCUUAGCUGCCUUACACAGAGUCAGAUAAUUGCUCAAUCUAGCUUAGUAUUGCCUAACACUGACUGGCAGCUGCUUUCCGGGGCUUCAAGAAGGAGUCUCUCCCAGAACUAUUUGGAGAUGUCAGGGAUUGAUCCUGGGACCUUCUGCAUGCAACACAGAUUUCCUACCACUAAGCUACGGCCUUUCUCCACAGCCUGAGAUGCUAUCAUCAUUCCUUCUAUUUUCAAUGUUCAGGCCGGAGUGCUUGUGCUGUGCAGGCUAAACAACACCAUCCGUGCACUAGAUGAACAUUUCAGAAGGCUUGCAGAAGUAAAAAAACACACCCUCAAAACCCUUUGAAAACCAGAACCUAGAAAACUGUAUGGGAAGGGGAACUGAAUGGAAUACGCAGGUAGAGGGCAUGGCUGACUGACUGGCAAUAUGAACAGGAGAACUCCACACUGCAGCAUUUUGUUGCAGGUCCCCUGUGUCCUGCAUAAUUAGAUGUAGAAUAGGCUGACAAUUCAUUACAUGCUGUGCUUCCCAUCAUUUUCCAAGGGGGAAACUUCUGUUAUUUUUCAUUAGUGUGCAAAUGCGAAUAGCAUGUUUACAAACACUAUUGAUUUGAUCUUGCUAUAGUUCUGGCCUUGGGGGAGAUGGCCUUAAGAGCCAAGGGCAUUGUUUAGGAAAUCUGCACAAAGGUGAAAACUGACUUGAUGAUCAGAUCAAGAGAUGUCAGGAUGGGGAUGUGGGAUAUCAAAAUUCAGAACUGCCUACUUAAGUGGGAGAAAGAGAUAAGACAGGUCUCUCCUUGACUUUGAUUAUUUCUCCUCCUGGCAGGUUCCUUUCCAGUACGUCUGUCUGGAGGCCCAAGCCUCUGUGCAGGACGGGUGGAACUGUUCCACCAGGGUGAAUGGGGGACAGUGUGUGAUGACAGUUGGGAUUUGCAGGACGCAGCUGUGGUGUGUCGAGAGCUAGACUGUGGGGCUGCCCUUUCAGCACCCCAUGGGGCCUGGUUUGGUGAAGGACCUGGACCCAUCUGGCUGAAUGAGGUGCGCUGCAUGGGCACUGAGGAAUACCUGCACUCCUGCCCCCAUAUUGGGUUUCGCAAGCAUGUCUGCACCCAUGAGGAGGAUGCCAGUGCCAUAUGCUCAGGUAGGACUCUUGUGAUUCAGAAAUUCCAUCAGAUGAACUCUGAUGAAAGCUGACUUUCCCACAGAGUUGAUUGCUUCAAGCAAACGGGUUGUUGUCAUACAGACACAUCUCUGUACAGUCCAAUUUAAAGCAUCCAACAAGAGGAUGUUUAAAGAUAAAUUCAGCACUUGAAUUAUUGGAAGACAUGUUUGUAUAAAGUUACAUUUGGCUAAACUUGUGGGAGUCAGGGGGAUGAGGCUUGCAAAUUCAUUAAAUGGCCCCUGCCUUUCCUCUGUAUAAUUCAUACUGCUCUGCUUAGUUAAAAAGGCCUACCUGUGAACUCCCUUUAACUGAAAGCUCUGCAGUCUCACCUUUUGACAGUAUGGGGGAAUGUAUCCAGCCAUCUCUUUAAAAUUAAGGCUGCUUGUUGCGAUUGGGUCCAAGCAUAGAGCUGGAUGCAAGUUUAGGUGUUUAAUAACUAUUGUUCUAUCCCUGAGGAAAAGGGACCUAAGUGGUUUGUAGCAUACUGGACCAACGCGCAUGUUCAUUUCUCUCUCUCAUCUCCCUUGGCAGCUCAGCGCUUUGGUCCUCUUACCGCCUUCCCCCCUCAACCGGCAUUCAGAUGGGGCAACAUGAAAGCAGUAACGACAGCAAGACCACUCAUAUCUUCUGCACCUGCUGAAGGUGAGUGUGCAGGCAUCCCUGAAGUGCACCACUUUCAUCGUUUAGCUGAACAAUAUCCAUCUCUAAAGUAGGGUUAAAAGAGAUUGUGGGGAUGGGUUCUGGGGACCCAUUUAUUAAAUCUUUUGCCAUAUAUUUGCAUGGUGGCAGUGCUCCUGUUGCGACGCACCUUGGACCAGGUUGCAACCCACCAGUGGGUCCAGUCCCACUCAAGCUUGCUUCCUUUUUCUAGCCCAGCUUUAACUUAGCCUGAGAGCUUCUUCUGCUACAUUUUAAUGAAUUUGUUAAGGCACAGGAGCUGUUUGAUUCAGGCACAGGAGCAAAGUGGCAACCAUACCAUUUUUUUUAUUCUAUUAUUGUGCCAAGUAAUCAUGGAGAAAAGGGAGAGAAAAAGCGUAGUACGAAAGAAGGAAAAGUCUAUUUCUAUACUGAAUAAAAAGCCAUUAUUUAGCUCACAGGUGGAGAACCUUUUUCAGUCCAUGGACCACAUUUGCUCAUGGGAAACCUUCCAGGGGCCAUAUACCAGUAGUGAGUAGGGUCAGGGGCAAAACUGGGCGUUUAACAUUGUACUGGGCACUUAGCAUUGUACAUUCCAGACAUGAAAACUCAGAAAGUCUGCCCCCCCCACUCACAUCUCCAUCCAGGUCAAUUCAAGAUAUUAUACUUAGGGAAAAGCAAUAAAGGGUGUAAAGCAGAACCAGAGAAGGGUAGGGCAUAGGCUAGGAAAAGUUCUAGGGGCCCAAGGAGUCCCUUUCCUGCUUUAGUUGCACAAUAGUUGUGGGCUUUCAUCUAGAAAUAAAAUGGACAGUGGCAUCCAGAUCGUGGCUUGGGCUGGAGACAGUUCAGUUCCACUUGCCUUAAGGUUAGUGGGGUUCAGCAUUUGCUUUAGUGCCCAAUCAGAAAUUUGAACUCAUUCUCCUUGAAAAAUCAGAUAGGCUGUAAGAUGGGAGAACCUCAUACCCCACCUUUGGGUGCUCCAGAUGCUAUAGCUUGUCUUAAUCUCCUCUCCCCUUUUCCCCCUCCAGGGACCCCUGCUCUACGUCUCGUGGGUGGCAGAAGCCGCUGUUCCGGCCGACUGGAGGUGUUUCAUGAAGGGGAAUGGGGCACAGUAUGUGAUGACAUGUGGGACCUUCUGGAUGUUGCUGUGGUCUGCCGAGAGCUGGACUGUGGGGAGGCACUGGCAGCACCAGGCGGUGCCUUCUUUGGUGAGGGGAGCAGUGUCAUCUGGUUAGAUGAUGUACAGUGCCAAGGAGAAGAGUCAAUGUUGUCGGAGUGCCAUACCAGCCUUUGGGGGACAACCAACUGCCGACACAGUGAAGAUGCUGGGGCUGUGUGUUCUGGUGAGAGAACUGUAGCAUUAUUUACACUUAAUCAUUCAGACUUCCGAGGAAAUUCUGAGAAUUCUAGUUUUGUGAGGAUUCCAGAGGCUAGGAAUCUCAAUCAUCCAUCACUUAGCAUCCAUCUCAAUAGCAAUUUCCAGGAUCAGUUGGAUGAAGCCAUGAGUUAUAAAGCUGAUGAAAGAUAUGAGUUAUAAAGCUGGUGUAGAUAUACCAUUGGUAUACAGUGGUACCUCCAGCUACAAACUUAAUUCAUUCCAGAGGUCCGUUCUUAAGCCGAAACCACUCGUAACAUUUGGCACACUUUCACUAAUGGCACCUCCCACUGCUGCUGUGCUGCCGGCGUGCAACUUCCACUCGCAUCCCGGGGCAAAGUUCGCAACCGGGAGCAUCUACUUCCAGGUUAGCGGAGCUGGUAACCCGAAGCAUUCGCAAGGAGGACGGUAUGCAACACGAGGUUCCACUGUACUCUGGCCAUGGAAAGGUAGCAUUGGUCUUACUGUGAAAAUUACUUCUCAUUUGGUGUGUGGAUGUCUCCAAGUGAGAUGUGUUUCUCCUGUUGCUCAUUAAGGCAGGAAACCAUGUUGAAUGCUCUCUCUUCCUGUUGAAGCCUCAGUUCCAUGGCUGAGCUAAAUUCUCUCUCUCUCUCUCUCUCUCUCUCUCUCUCUCUCUCUCUCACACACACACACACACACACGUGUAUGUAUAAGCAACAGAAGAGAUUGUAGAAGAGUAUGGGCUCUGGCAAAAUUGGAUGUCAGGACUACAAGUUAGCUAGCAAUAUAAGGAACAGUGUGAAAUAACCACUAUUAGGAUGUGACCUGUGCAACAACUUUCACAGUAAGACCAAUGCUAUCUUUUCCUUUAAGUACUGGAUAUCUCACAGUGAGGUGUACUAAAGCUAAUGAUAUAUUGGAUGGAAAAUUAAGUGUCUUCUGCCAUGGCUAUUACAUUCUUGUCUCAAGCUGCUCAUACUUCUUGGACACUUUUUGUUAUCUUGACCACAGGCUGUCAGUAAGUGGUCAGAGACUAUAGUCCUAUAUUCCUGGUAUGUGCUGAUCCCAGAGUGUUCUUCCACACUCAGGUCAUGCUUGCACUAUGGGCACUUGACUGAGUGCUGCUUCUUAUAAUUCUGAGAUUAGGAAUCUCAGGCUUGGUCAUGUGUCUUCUCUUCAGCCAGUUUUGUUUUGCAGUAUUGGAAUACCAGACUUCAACAGGAAUACUGAGGCUUCAACAGGAAGACAGAGUUGAGAAAUUCCUCUGAAGCAAAUGGUUUUCUGCCUUCCCAAGCAACAGGAGCAACCCAACCCACUCAAAGACAUCCAGCACCCAAGGGAGAAGCUAAUGGUUAUACCAGUAUUAAUUCUGCUCUAAAUUAUUGUGUAGGGAUAUGGUUGCACUGAAGCUUCCUUUGUAUGCGCUGUGUCUGUGUCACAUGGUGUAUCAUCUCCUCACAGGUGAGAUGCCCCUGGCCAUGGUGGAAGAGCAUGUGGCCAUGCUCACAAGGACCUUGGCACCCCAGAGGCGCCGGUAUGUAGCCCCUAAAAGAAUUCCCCGUCCUACUCAGCCUACAGGGAAUCAAGAAGCAACUGUAGCUAAUGAAGCAUUACAAAUAGAGAAGAGCCAAAAGGAAACAGUGCCAGAUGGUGAGUAGCAGAGAGAGGUAGGUGUUUAUGUCCAUUAUUGACUCCCAGGCAAUUUGCACAGGUGCUGUUUCUUGUUUGGAAUUGGGGUGCCAAUAUAAUUAACAACUAUGAAAACACAAUCUAAGUGACAAAAGAUAUUACAUGUCAACAGAUUUUGCAUCUUUGCUUCAACAAACCCCUUAAAAAAGAGAGCAGAGAUUGAGCCACUGGUUGAACUUCAAAUAAAGAAUUAUGAAACAAAAUUCAGUUGAGACAUCUCAGUGCUCAAGGAAGUUAUCACAUUACACAGCAUGUUUUACUUGUUUUAUGGCCCCCUUGAAAACAUGAGUGAAGGUCAAGUUAAAACAUAGGGCCCCUCCAUUCCCCCACCUGCUGCUACCUAAGCAAACAGGUACGACUCCACUUUCAUUUGAGUAAAUGACAAAAUUUGGGGAGAUCCAAUCAUGGAUCUUCCACAUGGCAUCUAGUUUUGUCUUGAACUGCUUUCAGGGGACAUGGGCUGCAUAGUCAUGGUAUCUGGAUUCCUUGCAAUGAUACUGUGUUUAGAUUUUUAUUUAUUUGUGCUUUAAUUUGUUUUAAUGUUUAUACUGUGGCUGUAAGUUGCUUUGGGUCACUUUUGUGAGAAAAGCAAUAUCAUCAUUAUAAAAAAUAGAGGCCUUUGGGAUUCACUAGAAUGAACUGAGAACCUCAAAGGGAAGGACCAUGGUUUACAAGUGAGAGAUCUGUGAUGCAAGGACUUUUAACGCCUCUUAUCCUAUAAACAUUUCCUCUUCAUAUGCUUUUAAACUCAGGCCAGUGGCAGGUGCGGCUGCAAGGAGGCCCUGGAUCCUGUGCUGGACGGGUAGAGGUUCUGUAUCAAGAUUACUGGGGCACAGUAUGCGAUGAUGGCUGGGAUCUGGUGGACGCGGCAGUGGUGUGCCGCGAGUUGGGCUGUGGGGCCCCUCUUCUCAGCCCUGGUAAUGCAAGAUAUGGGCCAGGAUCUGGACCUAUCUGGUUGGAUGAUGUCAACUGCACUGGGGCAGAGUUCACUCUACAGAACUGCCGCUCCCAGCCGUGGGGGACACAUAACUGCAAUCAUCAUGAAGAUGCUUCAGUCAUCUGCACAGGUAGGGAACAACUCAGUUUACCAGCUGAUUCCCAGUCAUGUUCAGUGAGUCCAUUUGCCUGGUUCCAAAACAGAUAUGCCAUAUUUAGGAGAGAGAACCCUGAACUUGUGAAUAAGCCAAUAAUAGAAAAUUCAGUGUCCUUGGGGGGGAAAGCAGUAACAAUCUCAAAUGGGCUAAACCAAGUUUCAUUCUGGAGACUCCAGUAAACACCUUAUUCUGGGUAUGGAUAUACAGUACUAAAGACUUAUAUUGGUUUUAGGUAAAGGUAAAGGGACCCCUCAUCAUUAGGUCCAGUCGUGACCAACUCUGGGGUUGCGGCGCUCAUCUCGCUUUAUUGGCCGAGGGUGCCAGCGUACAGCUUCCGGGUCAUGUGGCCAGCAUAACUAAGCCACUUCUGGCAAACCAGAGCAGUGCACGGAAAUGCCGUUUACCUUCCCGCUGGAGCGGUACCUAUUUAUCUACUUGCACUUUCAUGUGCUUUCGAACUGCUAGGUUGGCAGGAGUAUAUUGGUUUUAUGGCAGCUUAAUUGCUAUGACUUUCCAUCUUGGGAAUCUAUUUAGGUGAGGGUGCUGAGAAUUCUCCCUGCACUGCUAUAAUUCCCCACCAAGAAGAAAUGACUGUUAAAGUAAUUUUAGUCUGUGAUGUAGGAACACCUUCUGUAUUUUCAGGCAGGUGGAAGCAUCUGUCAUUGCCAAACUCAUCAAGCAAUUCAAAGAUAGCUGCACCUGCUACAACCAUGAAUCCAGGGCAAAGCAUCUUGGAUGUGGCUGAGACCAGCACAACUACUCAGGAGUUUUCAGCCAGCUGGGAGCUAGAGUUCCCUGAAGCACCAAUCCUAACCACACAAACUGUGGAGCUCGAACUGGAAAAGGAGCAAAAGCAAGCGAGCCCCUUCAACAGAAUUGAAACAACCACUAAUACAGAAGCCCUGCAGCACAUCCAAGAGAUGGAGUCAAGCAACACUCCAAAGACAGAACCAUCCUCACAGGAAAGGGGACAAGAGCCCAUUUAUGCCUCAGUUGAAUCUCUGCCAACCUCAGCCACACUGGAUCUGGUAUCUGAAAGAGAAACAGAGACAGUAAGCCUGUGGAAUAUAGAUAAAGCAACACUUAAUUUAGAGAUCCUGCGUGUUCAGGGGACAGAGUCAACCAGCACCCCCAAUACAAGGCCACAAACACACGAAUUGGGACAAACCCCCACCCCCUUCACAGCUGAGUUUCAGCCAGCCUUAGCCAUGCAGGAACUGGAAUCUGAGGAAGAAACAGCGACAACAAGCCCAACAGGAACAGGACUGCCCAUAGCUGAACCAGGCCUAACACUUGCAACAGAGGUAGUGCAGUCUAAGCACUCGGACAUUGCAUUUAAAGUGCCCUCAGUACAGAAGGUAGAACUUACCAAUCCCACAGCUACAGAUCAGCCUACCACUUCCACAUCAGUUCAGGAACCUGAAAGAGUGAAUGUAAUUGAUAAUGUAGUAAAGGAGCUGUUCCUGUUCUCAAAUAUCUUGAAGGUUGCAAGAGAGAUGGAAUUGUCGGCAACCACACAGAAUGCACCAUCUGUAAACAACAUGGAAUCCAUAAACCACAAAUCUUCACAUUCUGAAGAGAACACAGAUCAGAAGCAACAAGAGGAAUCAAACACAUAUUCCCAUACCAUCGGGCCCACAGGUGAGUAGCUGCCUCAGUGUCAGCUCCAGGAUUUUGAGGGGCCUCAGGUAAAGUAUCUUCAUUUGGGCCCCUUUAGUCAAAUAGUGUGGGCAGUGGUUGUUCCUCAUCAUUCUCACCACUAGAGGGAGAGAGCAGGAAGGUAAACUGGAGGAUGAGCAGAAGCCUGUCUUUUCCCUCUGAAGCAAAAUCUCAGAGAAGAGGAGAUUGACAAGAAAGUCAGUUGGUAGAUGGGUGGCUGGCAGCAGAUCCACCUCUUUUCCCUCCUUUGCCAUCAACCUGUUUGCCUGGCAAAGGCUGCAAACAUACAGUAUAUUUAAUGCACACACAUUCUCCUCCAAGAAUAUUGGGAACUGUAGCUUUGUGAGGGUAAAUUACAAUUCUUGGGAUUCGAAAGGAGGGGGGAGAUGAUAGCAUAUUUUAAAUGUGUGAUGUGUAUGCAACCUAAGGGGAAAGGCAGGUGAAUUGCCUGGAAGAGUAGGAGGAACAGAAAAUGUGGUCAGUUCUGCUCAAUGGUCAAUUGUUCACUUACUCUGUAUUUUCUCCCCUCCCAAGAGGGGAAAGGUGAGCAGGCUGCUACUGCUGCUGCUAUGUAGCAUUUCUCCCUCUGCACCCCUCCUCGCAGUGACAGCAACUGUAGAGACUCUGUUAGCUGUCUGUGGUGGGUUCCUGCCUGAGCAUGGAUGCUGGUAGACACCCAACCACACAAACUACUUAUAUUAUGCCUGAACUGCUUAUUAGGCAGGAACAUACCUUCCCCUUUAGCUCUCUCAGUUGGUGCGGGUUAAAGGUGAGCCCCAGCUCUCUGUGAAUGAAGAAUGCCUUGCAGAAUAUCCUCCAGAAACCUAUGCAAUUGCCAGACUUUCUUGGCAGGCAUGUUGAUGGAGAACGGGCCUGAGAUAGCCUCAGCCACCCUCCUAAGAUCAAACAUACCCUGCUCUUUUUUUUGGGGGGGGGUGUUAUUUAACUCUGCUGCUCUCAUUUAAUGUUACCACAUUCUCCCUCUCCAUUUGCACCAGAGCCUACCAUUGCUCCCAUUGUCUUGACCACUUUGGCUGAAACAGAUGUUCAUGAUACGACUGUUCUGCUCCAAAGUACAGUGUCACAUACAGUUUCUAUGGAUGGGCUGCUUGAGGAUAGUAUGGUGAGCUCAGGAAACACAGAAAGAGGAGCUGGUAAGUAUCAGAGACAAAGCUUCACUGCUGAGGCUAGGAAAAGGGUCUUACUUUGAAGGCCUCUUCCCAAACUGCAGAGCAUCGUUAACAAUUUCCACACAUUCUAUAGCUGUCAAAAGUUCAGAAUUGGGUCUCACUUACCUCACUGGCCAUGUUUAAGUCCAGUAGUCAGGGAUGGCACUUCCUCCUGGACAAAGUCAGUUUUCACAGAAGAAUUUCCUCCUUUUAUAUACCUUUGGCUAUGCUUAUUGAUCAUAGUCACAAGCUAUGGCCAUUGUGUUUUUGUAGUUUAGUUGACCACAUAACAUGCAAACACACCACCUUGGGGAUACUCCUUACUGGCUACUGGGGUGAUGGUGUCAAGGCACAAUACAGUCAUUGGUUAUUUUCUGUCUCUCCGAAUACAUAGGUACCACCUCCGCACCAGGCUUGAUUGAAGCACCAGGUCCAAACACCACUUUGCCUGAAUCUGUCACCCACAGUGCUACAGUUAGCGAGUCACCCUCGGACUUCCCUUUUAGGCAGGACUCAAGGGGAAAGGAUCAAGGCUGUUGCUGUUCACCACCUGGCCUGGAAAACUUGGUCCAUGCAAUGACAGGUCUCCGUGGGGAACUAGGCUCCCUCUCUACUACCAUUCAACAUCAGGGCUCUCAACUAGAGGCUCUUGCCCGCAGUCUGGCUGAGCUGGCAGCUUCUGUGAACCAUCUUGUGGGGGUGCUGCCUACCUUACUGCAGCCAGCAGCUGCCCAGUCCUCCUCAGCUCAAAAUACGCAGGAUGAAGGCCAAAUGCAUAACCAGCUGCCCUUAAAAUGA
Molecule: messenger RNA, 11596 nt
Organism: Podarcis lilfordi (Lilford's wall lizard)
Lineage: Eukaryota; Metazoa; Chordata; Lepidosauria; Squamata; Lacertidae
Source: the annotation of a GenBank genome assembly